This is a messenger RNA of Dromiciops gliroides (monito del monte), 5643 nucleotides long. RefSeq names its product family with sequence similarity 91 member A1 (gene FAM91A1). The record is from RefSeq and is a predicted model, not a curated record. Gene Ontology annotation, biological process: intracellular protein transport. The coding region runs from base 261 to 2780 and encodes 839 amino acids. Lineage: Eukaryota; Metazoa; Chordata; Mammalia; Microbiotheria; Microbiotheriidae. The transcript has 24 exons. Gene Ontology annotation, cellular component: cytoplasmic vesicle; trans-Golgi network.
UCGGCGGCCCCUUCCGGCAGGUCGAAACUAGGAAGAAACUUGGAGCUGUCGCGUCGUACGCCCCCCUCCGCCCCUCUCUCCCUUCUCUUUCCCCCACGGGGUGGCCGAGGGCUUGGUCCCUUCCGCCCCAGGAGCCCGAGGCAUGGAGCGGCCCUGCCCCGUGGCGCUGUGAGCCACUCAGCCUCCCCGCCAGGCCGUGAGGAGGAGGGCGGUGUCGCCGCCGCCGCCGCCCUCCCGUCCGCCCGUCCGCGCCGGGCACCAUGAACAUCGACGUGGAGUUCCACAUCCGCCACAACUACCCCUGGAGCAAGCUGCCGGCCAAUGUCCGACAGGGCCUUGGAAAUUCACAGAGAGAAUAUGAAAAGCAAGUUGUGCUUUAUAGUAUCAGAAAUCAGUUACGAUACAGAAAUAACUUAGUUAAGCAUGUCAAAAAGGAUGAACGCAAAUACUAUGAGGAAUUGUUAAAAUACAGUCGAGAACAUCUCAUGUUGUACCCCUACCACUUAUCAGAUAUUAUGGUAAAGGGCUUGAGGAUAACACCAUUUUCUUAUUAUACUGGGAUUAUGGAGGACAUAAUGAAUAGUGAAAAAAGCUAUGAUUCAUUGCCCAAUUUUACUGCUGCAGACUGUCUAAGGCUUCUUGGAAUAGGAAGAAAUCAGUAUAUUGACCUUAUGAAUCAGUGUAGAUCAUCAAAAAAAUUUUUCAGAAGGAAAACUGCUCGUGAUCUUCUGCCAGUGAAGCCUGUGGAAAUUACUAUAGAGGCAUGGUGGGUGGUUCAGGCUGGUUAUAUCACAGAAGAUGAUAUAAAGAUAUGCACUUUGCCUGAGAAAUGUGCUAUUGAUAAGAUCAUCGAUUCAGGUCCUCAGCUGUCUGGAUCUCUAGACUACAAUGUAGUACACAGUUUAUAUAACAAAGGAUUUAUUUAUCUUGAUGUACCCAUAUCUGACGACAGUUGUAUAGCAGUACCACCGCUUGAAGGUUUUGUAAUGAACCGAGUCCAAGGUGAUUAUUUUGAAACUCUACUCUACAAGAUAUUUGUUUCAAUAGAUGAGCACACUAAUGUUGCAGAGCUUGCAAAUGUCCUUGAGAUAGACUUAUCACUAGUGAAGAAUGCAGUUUCCAUGUACUGUCGAUUAGGUUUUGCCCAUAAGAAAGGACAAGUAAUUAAUUUGGAUCAACUUCAUUCAUCUUGGCGGAAUGUUCCUUCUGUAAACCGAUUAAAGAGUACUUUAGAUCCACAAAAGAUGCUCCUUUCAUGGGAUGGUGGGGAAAGUAGGAGUCCUGUGCAAGAAGUUUCUUCAGCAACUGAUACAGACACAAAUAGUCAAGAAGAUCCAGCUGACACAGCCAGCCUGAGCAGCUUGAGUCUGUCUACAGGAUACACAAAGCGUAUCGCCUUCCUAUUUGAUUCAACUCUCACUGCCUUUUUAAUGAUGGGAAAUCUUUCACCCAACUUGAAAAGUCAUGCAGUUACUAUGUUUGAAGUUGGAAAACUAUCAGAUGAAUCUCUGGACAGCUUUCUUGUAGAACUUGAAAAGGUUCAGAGUACUGGUGAAGGAGAAGCACAAAGAUAUUUUGAUCAUGCACUUACUCUGAGAAACACAAUAUUGUUCUUACGACACAAUAAAGAUCUAGUUGCACAAACGGCACAACCAGAACAACCUAAUUAUGGUUUUCCGUUGGAUCUUUUACGAUGUGAAAGCCUCCUUGGUUUGGAUCCUGCCACCUGCAGUAGAGUCUUAAACAAAAAUUAUUCUCUACUUGUUUCCAUGGCUCCCCUCACCAAUGAAAUCCGACCCAUCAGCAGCUGUACUCCCCAGCAUAUUGGACCAGCCAUACCAGAAGUGAGCUCAGUCUGGUUUAAAUUAUACAUUUACCAUGUUACUGGCCAAGGACCACCAUCUCUUUUACUUUCCAAAGGUACAAGACUUCGAAAACUUCCGGAUAUAUUCCAGGGUUACGAUCGCUUAUUAAUAACUUCUUGGGGUCAUGAUCCUGGAGUAGUUCCUACGUCGAAUGUGCUUACGAUGUUGAAUGAUGCUUUAACACAUUCUGCAGUUUUAAUUCAGGGCCACGGCAUGCAUGGAAUGGGUGAAAUCAUGCAUAUACCUUUCCCCUUUGAUGAAUUGGAACUGCAAGGAGAGUUGACUCGAGCCAAUCUCGGUGUUCAUAAAGCACUGCAGACGUUGCGGGAGAAAGUGGACUUAGAGCACCUCUGUGGCUAUGUCACCAUGCUGAAUGCUUCCAGCCGGCAUGCUGCCAACAGAAAACUCAGUGAUGCCUCUGAUGAAAAAGGUGAACCUGAUUUGGCUUCAGGAUCAGAUGUAAAUGGAAGCACAGAAUCAUUUGAAAUGGUCAUUGAGGAGACUGUAGAUUCAACAACAAAGCAAAAUGUUGAUGUAGCUACAACAGAAGUUGAAUGGGUUCCUCUUGAGUUAUGCUUUGGAAUUCCUCUAUUUAGUUCUGAAUUGAAUCGCAAAGUCUGUAGGAAAAUUGCUACACAUGGACUUUGUAAGAAAGAAAGCCUUCAAAAACUCUUACAUUCCAGUAGAAAACUUUCUCUCCACGUUCUUAAUUUUGUUCAUUCAUUCCAGGAAGGAAUUUCAACCCUGGACUUACACACGGAGGCCAAUUUUUCAAGUAUGUUUUCACAGCCUCCUUGUGCUGAAUUGGGUGUUCCACUUCCUGCGAAGAACUUAAUAUUUAAAGAUGGCAUCUUAUCUGAGUGGAAUGGACGGUCACCUUCAUCAGUACUUAUUGCAAAUGUCAAUUUGCAGUAGUUCAUUCACAUACCAUUUGUUGUUCACACUUACUGCCUUUUUUCUUUCUUACAGUUAAUUUCUAGUGCCAGCCACUAAGAAGUGUACUGCUGCUGCAGAAUAACGUAUGCUAAAGUGGUGUUAAAAGUGUAUUGUGUUGCAGUUUGGGGGAAAAUAUUUGCACUGUCUGGAGUCUUACUCAUUACUGCAUAUCCUACUGCAACAGAGAGCUUUUUGGCAGUCAGCAUUGUAUUUUUACCUGAAGACAAUCUGCAUUUCUUUUAUAAAUCUAAAGAUACCCUUUAUAGGCUUUAUGAUGAUUGUUAAAUUUAUAAGCUGUCACCACAAAUAAUGCAAUGGUAAUUUUAUAUGUCAGUUACUCAAACAUGAAUCCUGUUUAAUUUUAUAUUUUAUUACCUAUACUUUUUGGGGAGUAAUGGAAAGAGAUUGAACUCUUCCACUGAAGAGGCUUCCUGGUACUUAAAGUAGUAAAAAUGCAAAAAAACAGUAAAAUCCAGUGUUGUGUGCUGAUAUGAUGGGGGCAUUAUAAAUUGUAGCAAUUGUCUGUAAAUUAUGUAUAUCAGUUGGACAGUGUUGAAAGUAUGUAAAUCAGCAUAGUUAAAAAAUAAUUUGGCCUUGAUUUAUAAGGUCUUAACUCUUAAAACAUUAAGAUUCAUGCCUUGUGAGAAACUUUGAAAAACAUUCUACAUAUAAGCAAUGUGGUUUCAGAUAUGUAAGCUUAGCUUCAUUAUCUCUCACCAUAGAUUUUAUUUUUUGUCAGAUAUUUCUAUAAUAAGAGACCUUGUUUGGUUGCUACUAUUGCUGCCCAUUUUUGGUUUAAGUAGCCUUUGUUUAUAAACAUAAGACUGAUUUAUAUGGAAACAGAUUUCAUGUUUACAAACCAAAGAUUGGGGGCUUUAGGUUCAAAUUAACAUCAGGGAACAGUAAGUGUUGGCUGAAUUAGGAAAAAAAGUCUGAUAAAUUAAUUAUUCAGCUGAAUUAACAGUUGUUCCAUGUAGACACAGCCUUCAUCUUAUGGAAUCUGAAUCCCAAAGUAAGUGGGCCUGGGGAAGAAGAUAAAGGGAAGUGGAGUGUUGUUUCAAAGUUUUUCUUGAGCUGUCAUUUCCUUUAAUAUGACAAAUGUUAACUAGUAAGUAAUUCACUUUGACAUUUAUCAAGUUACCUUCCUUAGGAGGUUUGCGCAGUGUUAUUGUUUAGUUUAGACUAAUCUGUAAGAUGAUUGCUUUGCCAGUUUAAUUAGACAUCCUGGUAAAACAGCAUAUAUGAGAAACACUUAAAUUUGCAGAAUGGUUAUAACAUAAAGAUUUCUGCUGAUCUUUUUUUCUUGUUCUAUAAAGAACAGUUAUUUGUGUGUUUAAUCUGGUAAUAUAUGUCUUUCCUAAAACUGUAAUCAUAACCAUGCCUUCAGUCUUCAGUACUGUGUGCUCACAAUAUCAUUAAAAAAUCUGGACCAAGAACCUGUGGCAUGGUGAGUGCUGGAAAGUGUUCAUGGUAAAUGUGAUAACAUUUUGUUUUCUGCUGUAGUAGGAACCAAGUGUGUGUUAAAUAUAUGUUUAAAAAAGGAAAAAUAAUGCAUACUAAUAGUAAAAUGAUUUGUUAAGCUGUGAAUCACACACUGAUUUCUCAUAUAACUGUUAAUGUACAUUCCUCUUCCUGUAAAUGUGUAACUUGCAGUUUCUCAACUGAAAGUCCAAGUACUUAAUUUGAUCAGUGCUGCUUUUUAUUCUAACAUUUUUCUUAUCUGGUUUAUUUUUACUAACUACAGGUAGUUAUUUAUUCUGCAAAUACUAAUACUUUGGGCCUACUGUGAUGUGUGCACUAAUAAAGGAUUGAAUAUUUGUUUUUGUUGGCAGUAAAUCCAGUUUUUCAUAAAUUUGUAACAAAAUAUGGGAAUGAUUUUCUGCCUUAUUUCCUUUAGAAGAAAAUAGAGUGGAAGAUGGAAUAAGAUAGCAAUCAUGCAUUUUAAGGAAAAAUGAUUGAAAAAGCUUGUGUUCAACUCUGCUUUUUGGUCUCUGCCAUUGAUAAGGAAAAAGGAAUCAUUUGAUGUACAGCUUGGUAGAGCUUCCAUACUGUAAGGGAUGGGGGUAAGCAUAUUCAGUAUUGUAAACAAGAAAUGUAAAAUGCUGUUUUCAGAUUGUGUUUUACAAAUUUAGCUUUAUUUCAUUACAGUUGUAUAUAUGCUCAUAAAAGAAACAUACAUUAUCUCAUGUAAAGUUACAUCUCUUCAUUUGAAGCUGGCAAUUCAGUGAAACUUUAAGAAAUACAAACUGUUACCUAAUCAAUAGGUGACUACCAAAGAGAAGGAUCAUUAAAGAUUUUUAACUCAAUUUUGUUGCUGUUUGACGUGAUUCCAAUUGGCUUUGUUGCUUUUUAUUAUUGUCUUUGUGUGGCUUAAACAGAGGAAAGACUUCUUUAAAAACCAAAAGAGACAGAAAGAACCUGUCAAAACGGUUGAUAGAUAUUAUAGUUAAGUAGAGCCAUUUAAAGUAUGUGGUAGUCCCCUUGUCCUCUUUUAAUGUGUUCAGAUAAUUUUGUGUUUGUUUUUCUUGGGGAAUAGUGCAGCCGAUCUACUCAAUACUUUUAGCUGGAAUUAUGUUAAGCAUUUAGAAUUGAGAUUUACCGUUUUUCUUACUGGUUUAUUCCCUGAGGGUUUCAGUUCUCUUUUUUUCUCCCCUUGUUCCGUCUUUCAAACACAGUUUGUAUUUAAGACGUUUUAAAGUACCAAAAUUGUAACUUGAGUACAAUGGAUUGUUUUCUGGUAUGACAUUGUUAAUAGUAUACAAUGAAAUGUAUAAAACUUUGUGUUCAAUUUGAUGAUUGGCACAUGUAACAUAAAUGUUUACAAUAAACUAUUCCCGAUCAA